GUUCUGAUCGUAGGAAGAGCGAACGCAGGCAAAACUACCAUUCUUCAGAAGGUCUGCAACACCACGGAGAAGCCAGAGAUUUACGAUGCCAAAGGACACAAGGUGCGGUAUAUGCUAAAGCGUGGGAAUCAUAAGAUCACAAAUGAGAUGGUGUUCAAAAGCAAUCCCGGUUUUGUCUUUCACGACUCGUGUGAUUUCGAAGUGGGCUCUGUAGAAGAAUUUGAGGAGAUGAAGAAAUUUAUCUCAAAAUGUGCAAAUGCGACGAAAUUGGAGGAGCGACUGCAUACUAUUUGGUAUUGUAUUCCAAUGGACGAGCAUUGUCGAACAUUCCAGCGGUCGGAGGAGAAGUUCUUCUCCGAGUGCAAUACUGGGAAUGUGCCCAUAAUUGCAGUAUUCACAAAAUUUGAAGCUCUCUGUCCAGUGGCAUUUGGAGAACUGGAGGAGGAGCUCGUCGGGCUAUCAAGCGAAGAGUGCCUGAAGAGGAUCGCCCAGCACGUCGAAGAAUUGUUCAAGAAUACACAGGUCUUGGAUCGGUUAUGUGACACUAAUAACCUUGCCCACCCUAAGGGCUAUGUACGCUUGGAGAAUAUGAACCAGCCAAACACAAACUGUGACACAUUGGUAGAAUGCACUACUUUUGCAUUGGAUGACGAAGAAUUACAGUUGUGCCUCGUCUCAACACAACAGUCAAACCUGGAACUUUGUAUCAAGUGUGCUGUUGGAUCAUGAAGCAUACCAGUUGGACCUUGCUAAGUGGUUUUUGCAUCUUUAUGUAAGAUUA
Messenger RNA from Suillus paluster, 781 nucleotides. RefSeq names its product GTP-binding protein. The annotation marks the transcript as partial. The record is from RefSeq and is a predicted model, not a curated record. Lineage: Eukaryota; Fungi; Basidiomycota; Agaricomycetes; Boletales; Suillaceae. The transcript is spliced from 6 exons.